GAACGGUCGCUGGUCGGUACUCUGUCACCAUCUUGUAACUUCAAACUGCGCGCCAAAUGUGUUGUGAUUAACUUUGAAAUGUAUUCUUAGUGUUUCAGUGGGUUUCAAGUGCUACAUAUACCAGCACAUUUGUUUUCAGUACUACUGUGUAUAUGAUAUAUUUGGCGAUUGCUUGUGGUUAGUGAGUGUUUGUUUUCGUCUUUCAACUGUCUUUGCCGGAUACGUUUUUUAGAACAUGAUGCGGCUGCGAGUCAAAAUAUUUUUUUGAUCAAAAGAAAAAAACUGGACUCAUGUUUGGAAACAGAUUAAUGAGAUAAAUAUAUCGAUGAAGCCGAAUCCGUCGAGUUAGUCGAUACCGAUCGCCAACCGAGGUACCAAAACUCCGGUACCUCUGAAACCGAUGUCCAAUGAAACUGGUAUCAAGGCAGAGACCGCGCAAGUUAGCGAUGGGGUAGCUAAAACCGAGACCAAAGGUACCGAAACCAAGGAGAAAGAGGGAAAACAGAGAUCGGUGUCAUUUAAUAGGGACGUACACGUGAAACGAUUCGGUAAACCGCGUGAGCGGGGAACCUCAUCUGACCAGCCACCAUCAAUACGAAAAGAACCUUUUACACAUCUAUCCGAGAAGGAACUAAUAGACGAAGCUAACAAAGUUAUUGCUCAGGCUCAAAGUGUAACUUGCACAUCGAAUCAUCCACCUGAAAAAUUCUUCUCCCUACCUCAUAGAAGAAAGUUUAGAGAAGACAAAUCUGUAAAUGUUGACGAAGCAGGCUCUCUUGUAAGUGUCGGAAAAACUCCACUCGGAAGGUCAACUAGUGAUGUAAGUCCAAAAAGAAAAAAGGAACGAACAUCACUAUCAACCCUUUUCCGAAGAGCACAUCGAACUAAAAGCCCUGAUUCACCAGUUGUCGUCACUACAAAACCUGCUGUAAUAGUUAAAAGAAGUAAAAGUGACGUGUCUGAUUUAAAAUCAAACACUAAUCUUAAUAAGAAUAAACCUAUUCGUAAACGAUCGGGAAGUGAAACAGAAGAAUUUCUUAAAUCGUUACGAAAUAAGAAAACUCAACUUUCCCCUAUAAUUGAAAGUUCACCUCGUGAAGAUUAUUUCAAAAAGAUUUCACCGUUAGAUUUAUUACAUAAAGAUUCCGAAAAAGGGGCCAGUAAAUUAUUGGAAGACCAACUUUCAAUAGAAAGUAAAAAAGUAAAUCCAAUUGAAAAACCACCUCGAGUUAAACCUCUAGAUAAACAAGAACAGAAACUAGAUCAAAUUAAAAGCGAUAAAGCACCAGAGAAAGAACAGUCUCCACCAAUAACAGAGACACCUAAACGAUCAACUGAAAUAAAAAAGACUAAUCUCAUUGAUGAAAUAGAUUUUUCUAAGACGAAAGAAGCACCCAUCGAGGUAAAAGAUAGAAUAAAAGACAGCAUCAGAAAACUCGAAGAAAACGUUUAUGGUGAAAGUGAGAUGAAACAUAGUAGCCAACAGCCACCAGAAAAGCCACCACUAACCAGGGGUCAAACCGUUGAUCAUAUUGUGCGUAUACUAAAGAAAGAUCAACAUUCCCCGCCUCCUAAGUCUCAGUUAAUUUCGCCGUCAAACGGCACUAAUAUUAAUCAACCAUUUUCAUAUACAAAACCCAGUGCUAGUCCUGAUCCUAAUUUAUUCAUUAGGGCUACUAGUCCUGAUAGAGUACCAAGUCCUGUAAACAAGAUGACAGAUAAGGGCAUAGUUUACGCUCAAGUUAUUAGAGAUAACGGUGAUAACCGUCCUCAAUUUCCUAAGCAAACAAUGCACAAAACUUUUUCUCCACCUAGAGAUAAGUAUGGUAAUAUAUCUGAUGAAGACGAGGGUCUUGGCUAUGAGGAGAGGUAUAAAUAUUCAGCAGAGCGAAUUAAUGAUUACGAACGAAAUAACAAAAAUAAUGACAGUGGUUAUAACAUUAACGGUAGUUUUAAUAUAAAAGAAUCACCCAUUAGGCCCAGGUUUAGAGAAUAUAAACUAAUGAGUUUUGAGGACUUUGAACCAACUUAUGCUAAUGGUUGUGCAGACAAAGAAUCUGAAAUCCAUAAGCCCUUACACAGUUACAGGGGUAGAGCUGAUGGGAUGGACACUAAGAAAAAGAUAUUUGAAUCAGAUACGAAAAUAGACUUAGAUUUUAAUGAAUUAAGUCACAGAAGAGAGCUUUUGGAGUCUCGUCUGAAUGCAAGACGAUACGAACGCGAGAGAAUUAAUUUAAACGAACCCAUUACUAAGUAUAUUGUAGAAAAUGAUCCUAUUUACGAAGCAGAAAAGCGUAUGAAGCAAACGGAAAAAUACGUUAAUGAUACUGUAAAAUACUAUCGCCAUACGCUUGAAAGAGACGGUUUUGAAAGUACUAUUGGAGAAGAUUACAAAUAUGACAUUGAUAGUCAAAAAGUUAAAUAUAAUACAGAAUCGCGUUCUUUUCAAAAAGUUCCUAAAGGUGAAAUAGAUAGACGUGAGUUCAUUGACAACUUAGAACCCGGCAGAUAUAAGGAAGACAGGAAAGAAUUUCCACCAGAACCUGAGUAUGAACCACCUAGCCUUGAAUCUAAUCCUGGCAAACCUAUAGCAUCCCCAAAUGAAUACAAUGAAAAAAAGUACAGAGUAAAAAAACACUUUACGUCUAGUCAUGAUAUCGUCCAAGGCGCUCAAAGGUAUAAAAUAAAAGAUGAUUGGUUUGGUAAAAGGAAAGGUCAUUACGCAUCUAAUCCUGAAAUAGCGCAAGAGAGAGAAGAUGACUACGCUAAUCUAGGCUAUAACUCCAAGCACGAAUCAUAUCAUAAUUCCUUACGCCGUGUUAAAAGCAAAGACAAAGACAUCAAGACUCAUGACAGCAUACGCAGGCAUGAUUCGGGUGAUAGCAGGGACUACUACCGAGAAGAAAAAUCGCCACGACGUUUUGAUUUUGACAGUCGUUUAGUCGAUUCUGGAAUUGAGAAUGACUUUAGACAUAAUUCAACUGGAGAAAUCUAUAGGUCCAGGCAUAGACGUCAUGAAAGUGAUGAUGAUGCCCAAAAUACAUCUUUGUUUUUAGCUAGCGAAAGACAACAUACAGAAGAUAAUUAUCCGAGUGAACAAAUAUAUGCAAAUGGAGAGCAUUUGGCAAACUAUAAAGGUUACAGGGAAGACAAUAGAAAGGAUUUUAUUCCUAGAGAUAGAAGCGCUGAAGAUGGUUUACUCUUAACGCCUAAGGUACAUCGUUAUGAAAAAAGUCCGAGCAGAUAUGAUGAUAAAGUGAGUGCGAAGCCACCGAAAAUGACUAAAAAGCUUUCUGGACUUGAAAAGAUGAAACAGCUGUUCUCUCGCGACUCUUCUAAGAAGAGCAAGAAAGAGAAAGAAGUUGUCCAGCCAAAAACUCGCACUCGGGUGCUCAAGAGCCCUGAACAUCUUGCCAAAGACGAUCCCGAGUAUAGAAGGUACACCGAUCCAGAGCCUAGCGACCUCGACGUGAGAAAAAGAGAGGAUCCCAUAGAAGAAAAGAGGUAUAGGCGGUCGAGGGAAGAUCUAGAUAGAUACAGAAGCUCGGAUCCUCGUGAGAGCACAGAAAAAAGGAGAGAAGAGAGAUUGGAAAGAACUUCAAAAGAAAACAGGCGCUAUAAAGAGCACCGCGAGGACAAGAGACGUUACAACUCGUCUGACAGAGACAGUGAUCAUCGUCCUUCAGACGCUGAAAGUGACCGACGAAGAACCAGAUCUCACACGGCUGGACCUUUGGAUUCACCAGCUUUGGCUGAAAGAUACCGCGAGAGACGCAGAUUGGCGACUCCCAGUCCUACUCCAUCUCCACCGCGUCGUGAGCCUGCACCUCAAUCCUCAGGCAACUGGUUCAAGUCCAUCGACAGGCUGGGCAAGAAGCGAGAGAAGAACGCUAAGGUCGAAAAAGAAAGCGUGAUUACCACAGAAGACGAAUCAAGUCGUCGUGUCUGGUCCAAACCAAGUAAACCAUUAAACUCCCCAGCGAAAAAUCUUCGUUUCUUCGGUGACACCGACCAUGAAUCGGACACAAACACGAAACGGUCCGUUACUAAAACCAAGAGCCACCCAACGAAAAGCCAUGGAACUCUACGAAAGACCAUAUCCAAUUCCAGUGCUGGUCUCGAUGAAGUCGACCACAGUGAGUUAUCAAGCAAAAGUUACUCUUUAUCAAACCUUCAUAAAGAUAAAAGCGAGUCACCAAAAACAAAGGAAUAUUAUAAAAGGAACUUGAAGAACAUAUCGGAGGUCCAAAGUAAUUCAGAGAGCGAGAGCCAGUUCGGAAAGAAAAUGGCGGCCAAACCUCCUAUCAGUCCAUAUGAAAGGUCCAGGAGUCAUAGUAGCUCGAAGACUCUAAAAGCAAGUAAAGGAGACAUGAGGAGGCAUAGGGGUGACGACAGAGGGAGUUCUUCAGAAUUGAGAAGUAGUAAACCGGAGCUGAACAGGGAUUUAAAACCACAUCGCCGCACUCCGGUAGCUCACUCCGGCGAGAGCAGCACAGAGGGAGACUCUAGCCACCAGUCGCAGCGGAGCGUAGUCUAUCUACAUGCCACCACUGUCGGAGACAUCCCAGAUCCAGGCCGUGUAACGCGCCACCGAUCUAGAGACGACGUCUCCUCGGUCAUGUCUUCGAACAUCCAGGUUCGAAGCACAACCAAAAGUUUUUCUCUCUUUGCGCCAUGGACUCCGCGCCACCACAACGAUCAGUACGACGUUCACUACGCACAGAAACCGCGCAAAGCGAAAAAAGAAGUAAGAAAAGAAGAUAAACCGUUACAGAAGAAAUCCUACAGCCAGACAACCCUGAAUCGACGCCCGAACAGUCAAAACCGACUAACAAGUUCAAGUACCACACUUUACCGCCAAAAGAGGGGAAAGGAGAACGAUAUAUCGCAAGGUACGAUAUCACGUAGGGGUCCGACUGAGAAGAAAAGUCAAUCAAGCGAGAUACUAAAUAGGGAUGAUCGUGAAAGAGUUUCCCGAUCGAUAUCCAUACCGAAGGAUAAAAAGGCAGGGUGGUUUAAAUUGUCGAAAACUAAAAAGCAAGAGAAUACCCGUGUGCGAUAAAUAAGAAACUGAAAUUUCUAAGUUUUGUAAAGAAAUUAUAGUUAUAUUUUGUAAAGUAAAUUAUAAAAACUAAUCGUUUAUAUAUACACCGGGGCGUUCUUAAAAGAGGAUCGUGGACUUUCCAUUUUUAAUAAAAUAUUAUACAAAAUGUAUGUAUACAACAAUUUAUUUUAAUUCAUAAAUAAUUAAUUGCUUCUAAUGUUAUUAUUUGUAUAACUUUACUUCCUAAUCGACUAAAUUAUAAAUCGUAAUUUAAUAAUUAAGAAAGGUUACUCAUAGUGCCAUUGCAAUAAAACUUAAACGUUACCAAUUCUUAGAUUUAUAGUCAGUUUUAAUUUUAAAUUCAUGUAACAAACUUCUUCUAUUUUCCUUACAAUAAGCAAAUAGUAGAUAGGUUUAUGUACUUUUAUAUUAUUAUUUGCUUCGGGAUCUCUACUUAUAAAACACCUAAUUAAUGCAGUUAUAUUUCGUAAGAACGAUGAAGAUAUUGGCGUUAUAGAGUUGCUUAUGUAAACAAAAAAUAUUAAUAUUGU
Molecule: messenger RNA, 5595 nt
Organism: Pararge aegeria (speckled wood butterfly)
Lineage: Eukaryota; Metazoa; Arthropoda; Insecta; Lepidoptera; Nymphalidae
Gene: blo
Product: zinc finger CCCH domain-containing protein 13
Exons: 11
Coding region: 401-5062 (1553 amino acids)
Source: RefSeq, a predicted model, not a curated record